This is a messenger RNA of Limanda limanda (common dab), 1907 nucleotides long. RefSeq names its product transmembrane reductase CYB561D2 (gene cyb561d2). The transcript is spliced from 3 exons. Gene Ontology annotation, cellular component: endoplasmic reticulum. NCBI's taxonomy places the organism in Eukaryota, Metazoa, Chordata, Actinopteri, Pleuronectiformes, Pleuronectidae. The coding region runs from base 243 to 920 and encodes 225 amino acids. The record is from RefSeq and is a predicted model, not a curated record. Gene Ontology annotation, molecular function: transmembrane monodehydroascorbate reductase activity.
CUUUUGAGAAGAUAUAAUCCUGAUUCUUUAAGACGCGGGCGUGUGACAGGUGGUUGGUUAUGAAGGAUCGUUUUCUAAUUCAAGCAUCGGUGUGUGGAUGAAGCUGGAGGACUUCACACUUUACAUCCAGCAUCAGUUCCGCGUUCGACUGGAGCAGAGUUCACGUUGGGUAACAUCCCAGUGACCACAGGUUAGCAGCGUCCAUGUUUACAUCUUAAUAUAAAACACGUCUUUACCGGAACAUGGCUGUAAACAUCCUAGAGAGCGAAUCUGAGGCCCGGAUCUACGGGUUCACCAGGAGAGCUUCCGCUGUGUUGACCCACUUCCUCUGCAUCGUGUUCAGCCUCUUUAUCGCUCUGAUGGCCCGACCUGGCUCUAGUUUGUUUUCCUGGCAUCCUUUCCUCAUGACGCUGUCUUUCUCCUUCUUCAUGACAGAAGCCGUACUCAUCUUCUCCCCCCACGGCUCCCUCAUCAAAGGUUUCUCACACAAGAUCAAAGGUCGUGUUCACUGGAUCCUGCAGUGCCUGUGUGUGUCCUGUGCCGUCCUGGGUCUGGCAGCCAUCUUUUACAACAAACACCUGAACAGUAAACCCCACUUCACCUCAUGGCACGGUCUGCUCGGCCUGCUCACGGUGUGCGUGGUCGCGCUGCAAUCUUUGGUAGCUGUGCCUCUCAUCUACCAUUCCCUGGCCAAAGGCUGGUCCCUGGCCAAACUCAAGCGCUAUCAUGCAGCGUCCGGGCUCAUCACAUACCUGCUUGGCAGCAUGAGCCUGCUGCUCGGCCUCUGCUCGGCCUGGUUCACCGCCUCUGUCAAGGACUACACCUGGUACCUGUCAGCACUGUGCCCGGCCCUCUGCGCGCUCAUGAUAAUGAACCAAGUCACCAGUGCGUACAUGGCCAAGAAACGUCUGAAGGCCUGACAGAGGAGACGUCAGCGGACUUUAACAACACUGUCGCUUUUAACCUGUGCAAUGUUUACCAGAGAUUUCAUGUCUGUCAGACUCAUACGACUAUGAUUUCUGCUGCUACAGGCUCGUUAUUCUCACAAGAAAUACGUGUGGAUAAUGAAAUUAUUUUAUUCAUUUCAUUGCCUGUGGCUGAAAUAGAGGACACUGAGUCAUUGCGUCUCUGUAUUUGUUUUUUUUAGGAAGGGCUCAACGAACAAAGAGUUUUCAUUUGACAGUUACGCACCCAUGUUGAGCUUCUUUGGUUUGUUUGUAGCUUCUGAUGUUUUAAGCCAUACUAGUUUUAACUAUGACCAUGGACUGUAUGUAAAUAUGGAGGAAGUCUCCACUUCCUCUCACUAUCCAGACAAGAAGCCAAUACAUCCGGGCUAUGAAGGCUGAACCACAAAAUUUAGUUUGGCCCACGUCACAUUAACUGACAUGGAGGAGACGGAAUUAAUGGCAUAUACUGCAGCAGGUGGCGAUCAAGAGUCUUUAGCUUCACUUUUGGGGAGCAGUCAUGUCAUCCAUCUUUAUAAACAGUGUAUGAUUAUAUCCACUCAAGUUACCUGUCAAACACCAGUAUGAUGGCAAUAGCAGUUUGCAAAGCAUUGUUUCCUCUACAUUCUCCGAGCUGCUAGCAUUGCUGGAGACUCAAUAUCGUUUUAAACUUAACAGCUUGAAAUGUGACAGGUUUGAGCAAAGGAAGUCAGUUAGUGAAAUAAAAAGAAAUGGUUUAAAUAUUCUCUUCAGACUGAACAGUGUGAGGUUGGUUUUGACUGUGUAUUUUUUUUUAAAGUCAUGAUCUCAUUAAAUACUGCCUUGAAUGUCCUUGAAUAUUUGUUGAUCUCAGGUUGAACUUUUGUAUCUUGUGUUGCAUAUUUUCUGUCCUCCUGGUUACUGACUUGACCAUGUCUGAUGUCAUACCAAAGGUGUAUCCACAUUAAAAGCACAUGUCAAUGA